UGAGACUAGAGUGGUAGGUAAAACCGCCAAUAGGAUAUUAGGAAGGAGAAGAGAGAGAGAGACAGAGAGAGAGAGAGAAGGAGAGGGAGAUCAGAAUUGAUUGAUGGGGAUAUACGAGGUGGUGAUGGAGGAGAUAACGGUGUACACGGGGCUAUCACCGGCGGCGUUUUUCACAAUCGCUGGGAUGAUGGUCGUCGUUUACAGAUAUGUUACCGGAAUGUUUGUGGCUCCCGAAGAUUACAACAAGCCUCCGGUGGUGAGUAGUGCUAAUUCGGAAUUGGCGAACAAGUAUUUCAAUCCCACGACCGCCACGACACCAAGCUCAAUCCAAGUCGGGGAUAUGACGGAGCAAGAGCUUAGAGGAUAUGAUGGGUCUGACCCCAAUAAGCCCCUUCUCAUGGCCAUCAAAGCUCAGAUCUACGACGUCUCCUCCUCCAGCAGGAACUUCUAUGGUCCAGGUGGACCGUAUGCAAUGUUUGCUGGAAGGGAUGCUAGCAGAGCCUUGGCUCUUCUGUCUUUCAAACCCCAAGACAUACACGGAAACAUCGAUGGCCUCGGUCCCGACGAGCUUCAGAUUUUACAGGACUGGGAAGAUAAAUUCGUUGAAAAAUAUCUCACGGUUGGACGGCUGCUUAACCGUGAUCCUGUGCCACAACCAACACAAGAGACUAAGCAAACUUGAGAUCAAAAUCUGGACCAUGAUAUGAAAUAUAACUCACUAUUCUUUGGGUGUAUGUUUCAAUUUUGUGUCUAUUCUCCUUGCUGCUGCUUGUCAACAUACAUACAGCUUGUCUUGAAUCACCAGAGUCCGCUCAUAUUAUGUAUCAAUUGUAGUUGCAGGCUCAAAACUAGUAUUCCACUUAUUGUCUUCAAUCUCCACUGCUGAACCUAACGACUCUAUUCCAUAGUUUUCCCUCCCGACUCCCAACGUUUCGACCCAAGUUAAAAGCAUGCACUCACAACAGCAUUUUAACCUGUAAGAGUUGAUCGAGGAUCUUUAACGCUUUUAAACUUCCGGCCCAUUCAGUAAUCACAAUGCUAUUCCAAUGGGUCCUGUCAUUGGAGUUUCCAGUUCCAUUCUGGGUAAUGAAAGCAAGAAAAUGGAGAAUGAGAUAGAGAAUUUUUAAAUUUU
Rosa chinensis is the source of this 1132-nucleotide messenger RNA. RefSeq names its product membrane steroid-binding protein 2. Gene Ontology annotation, cellular component: membrane; endomembrane system. The record is from RefSeq and is a predicted model, not a curated record. Lineage: Eukaryota; Viridiplantae; Streptophyta; Magnoliopsida; Rosales; Rosaceae. The coding region runs from base 104 to 682 and encodes 192 amino acids. The transcript is spliced from 2 exons.